Messenger RNA from Rhopalosiphum padi (bird cherry-oat aphid), 1870 nucleotides. It is a transcript of the gene wuho, whose product is annotated as tRNA (guanine-N(7)-)-methyltransferase non-catalytic subunit wdr4. The record is from RefSeq and is a predicted model, not a curated record. Gene Ontology annotation, molecular function: tRNA (guanine(46)-N7)-methyltransferase activity; protein binding. The transcript has a single exon. Gene Ontology annotation, cellular component: cytosol; tRNA methyltransferase complex; nucleus. Gene Ontology annotation, biological process: RNA (guanine-N7)-methylation. Bases 234 to 1322 code for a protein of 362 amino acids. Lineage: Eukaryota; Metazoa; Arthropoda; Insecta; Hemiptera; Aphididae.
AUCAAAUACUUUAAACGUUUAAACUUUAAUACUGUAUAGUUUACAUAGUGUUUAUAUAAUAUACUGUUCAUGCUUAACUAGUAUUUGUUAUUUAGUUCUGAGUAAUUAUUAAAAAUAAGUUUACCUACUUGAUAUAUUUUCUAGGUAAGAAUUGUAACCUGUGUAUUUAUAGUGAUUGAAUAAUACUUAAUCGUGCGUAUUGAAAUAUUUGACCUAACUCAUAAAAUAUCAAAAUGACGUUUUGCAUGGCUGUUAGUGAAACAACUGUUGUAGUGUCUUCAAUAGAUGUUGAUAAAUGUUUUGUGUAUUCAUUAGACAGUGGAAAUGUUAAAAAUCUCACCGAAAGUUUGGGUGAAGCGUAUAAAAACAUUCCAAUCAACAACCACGACUUGCAAAAAGCAUGUGCGGCAUUUUCAGCUGAUGGCACACUAUUUGCUUACAACCCGAACAAAGGUAAACUUCUAAGCAUCUGGAACACCGCAAACUGGACAUUAGUUGAAAACAAAACACUAGCAAAGCAUGCAACAAACAUAGUUUUUACUCCAAAAACUAAUGUAAUUAUUGUCGGUGAUAAAAAAGGUGAUGUUUAUGCAUUUGAAGAACUCCCUGUCCGUAUCCUGGGUCAUUCGUCUAUGAUCCUUGAUAUUUGUAUAAGUGAUAAUGAAAAGUAUAUAGUUACAUGUGACAAUGAUGAAAAAGUACGAGUUUCACAUUAUCCAAAUGGUAAAAACAUUGUGUAUUACAUGAUGGGACAUGAAGCAUAUGUUAGUGGAAUUUGUUUAUUGAAUAAUUUUAUUCUAUCUGGCUCUGGUGACAGUACUCUACGUCUGUGGGACUUCAAUAAAGGCAAUCUGCUUGAUAAACUAACUCUUCAUACUCCAAUUCAAAGCGUUAUUGAAAUUAAAGACUUAGCCGCUAUUCAAUUAUAUAAUUCUAAAGAUGUACAUAUCAUUAAAACAGAGAAAAAAGAUAACAAAUGGAAUAUUAAAAAUAUAAAAACUAUUCAAUUUGAAAGCAAUGUUUUGGAUUUAGCAGCAUAUGGUAAUCAACUGUGGAUUUUAACAGGUAACUCUGUUUAUAAGUACACUAUUGAUGCUAGUAAUGAAAUCAUUUUAAAAAUCGAGGAUGCUGAUAUGACACAUAUAUUUGAAACGUUAAGUAAUUUAGUUAAAUCCUUUGUAUGCUUGGAAAAAACUGAUUUGAUGAAUUUUCUUUAUAAUAAAAUGAUUGAUAGACAAAAGAGAACUGAACAAUAUAAACAAAAGAGUAAUACUCCAGUAUUACACCAAACAAAAAGACUUAGAACUGAAGUUAAUUUAUGAUAUUUAAUUGAAAUGUUUUUUUAUAUUGUAAGGCUGUUAAUAGUUUUUAUAUUUAUUCUAGUUAAGUAAUUAAAUUAAUAUGAUACUGAUAAUUUAUGGUUAUAAAUAUUUAAUAUAGUCUUUAAAUUGUAUAGGUAAACCAUAAGUGUAACAUUAACAUUUUUAAUAAACAAUUUUAUUUUUAGAAUAAUAUUUGUUACUUACUAAUGAGAAAUUAUGAUUUUACACCAUUACCAUACAUAUGGCCUACACAUUAAUUAAACUGUUAGACUUCAGUGUUCUAGAAAACAUGAUUUAUUAUUUAUGAUUUUUAUAUGUUUUGCUGCUGACUGCUGAGAACUCUUAUUUAUUCUGUUACAUUCAUACGGUUUGUCGUUAUGUGCAAUGUCGUACCAUUACUUACACAAUGUACAUCCAAUGAGAAUUAUCAGUUGAAAACCAAUAAUAAUAAUAAAUAUAUAUUUUGUACCUUCCUGUAUUAAUAUUAGUAAACAUACCAUAAAAUGCAUUAAAAAUAAUACAAUAAAUUGGUAAAAACGUUUUAUUUA